ACAAUUAGCUUCAACUUCAACGUCGAGGGAGAAGAUGGCGGCGCUCAUCAGGCAUGGUUUACUCGCGAAUCUCGCGAAAUGUACAUCCUCGCUUCUCGCCGUCAACACGACGAGCCUGCGACGCGACGUGACGCGAUCCAAGAGCAAGUUCAAGAUCAAGCAACCGAGAAAGACCUUUCAGAUCGAAAACCAGUCUCUCGCUGCCAAAGGAUUUCUCAGAUAUCAGAAAGCGUAUAAUCCACCUGCGAAUGUGUCCGAUCAAAUAGAUCAGAUUUGCAGGGAUCAAACAAUUACAACGGACAGCGACACGAAAAUUGAGGACCCCCUGCAGCGUUUCAACCUUUUCUUGGCAUGCGAACAGGAGUUUCAACAUUCCAUACCAAACUCUGUACUAUUUUCCAUCGAAACAAUUGGUAAUUUGAAAAAAUAUUACCAAACACCGGUAGGUAACUGUAACCCACUGGAUGCGAUGCAAACAAUGGAGUUACCAAAGAAUUUACACAUUAAUUAUGAAUAUCACCGGUUCCAUCCUGAUACGGACACUAUGUUUGGAGGAAAGACAGCAUUCCCAAAGAGCUCCACUAUAGUAACUGGUUUAAAAUAUAAGAAGAAAUAUCCGGGACACCAACAGGAGAGUCCAUAUCUGAAACUACUUCUUAAAAUUUAAGUACUGAUUUAAGUAAAAAUUGACGUUUUGUAUAUUUAGUAUAUUACAUUGAAAGGUCAAUAAACAUGGUUAUAUUCAUCUA
Messenger RNA from Hylaeus anthracinus, 749 nucleotides. RefSeq lists its product as uncharacterized. The coding region runs from base 35 to 667 and encodes 210 amino acids. The transcript is spliced from 6 exons. The record is from RefSeq and is a predicted model, not a curated record. Gene Ontology annotation, cellular component: mitochondrion; mitochondrial large ribosomal subunit. Lineage: Eukaryota; Metazoa; Arthropoda; Insecta; Hymenoptera; Colletidae.